Molecule: messenger RNA, 792 nt
Organism: Guillardia theta CCMP2712
Lineage: Eukaryota; Cryptophyceae; Pyrenomonadales; Geminigeraceae
Exons: 7
Coding region: 10-792 (260 amino acids)
Source: RefSeq, a predicted model, not a curated record
AUCCCCUCCAUGGCGCGCCAGCUAGUCGAGCUUCUAGCUCCUUCCGUCGCCUUCCGCGAGUCGAACGUGGAGACCAACAGGAAGGUGUGGGACCUCUAUGCCAAGGACUGGAGGCCUGACUGCGAGUGGGUGCGGAAGAUGGCGGACAACCUUGGGGAGGAGUGGAAUGAUGCGGAUCUUGAGUUCAUUGGGGACGAGUGGAGUGACAGGUACUCCCUCCAGCAAGUCCUCGACGAGUUCAUCCUCCCCUACUGCCUACAAGGCUGCAAGGCUAUGGAGAUCGGAUGUGGAGGGGGGCGGGUAGCUGUGAAGGUGAUUCCUUCGUGCGGCGAGUUCCACUGUGCAGACAUUAGCUCGGAGAUGCUGAGGAAGGCCAAGCAGAAGGUCAAGGAGCUGGGGCUGGAAGCAGGGCGAAAGGUAGCCUUUGACUACCUCGAGGCUGCUCAGCUGCCGGCGGAUUGCACUGAGACGUUCGACUUCAUCUAUUCCUUCGACUGCUUCCCGCACUGCGACUCUCACACCAUCUUCCAGUACCUCAAGGAGAUCCGGCGAGCGCUGAAGAGCGAAGGAAGGGCGAUGAUCCACACGGCAAACAUCACGACCGAGCCAGGUUUCAAGAGGUUCGCCAAGCAGAAAGAAGCAAGCGUUCAAGGGUUUUGCUUCACUUCGCCGGACAUCAUUCGCACGCUGGUGAAGAACGCAGGAUUGGAGAUCGUGAAAGAGAGUUCGGUCGACGGGAACAACAUCUACUACAGUCGUGAUUUCCUUUGUGUAUUGCGAAAGUCAGGAUGA